UCCCUCUCAUCAUUAGCACUCUCACUCGAUCCAGUGACACACAUUUUUCUUCGCGGGAUUUUCUCUCUCUCUCUAUACGUAUAGCUUUUCCUCAGUUGUAUCUAUAUAUUUCUAUCUGCAGAGGAGCUCCUUUCUCUCUCUUCGUCGGCAUCGAGGACUACGCUUACGCUUCCUUCAAUUCUAAGAAGAUUUCUUGCUUUUUCUCUGAGUAACUCCUAUUCUCUGCAAUUCCUUACUUUGCUUUCAGUGUUCAAAUUACUGAGGAUAUGAGAGCAUUUUGUUGUUACUGAGCUGAAGAUUGUUUGGAUCUGUGGUUUGCCUGCUUGGGAUGUGGAUUGUUGGAGAUUUUGCUAGCGAACUUUUGUAGACAGAACCGACAUUUGGUUUUUUUUUUUUUUUUGGUUUAAGCUAGAGUUUUACAGAUAUAGUCAAACAGAGCGUACGUAUUAUGAAUAGAUUGUGAACAUUUCCAAAUAUCUGAGGGUAAAAACACAGAGACUAAAUUUGGGUUUUGUGAGACUGUACAACUGUUGUGACGCCGAUUUGUUAAAGUAAGAUUAUAACUUAGAAGUUGGUAAAUGAAGCUACAGCUCUCAGAAUCAGACGCUAUAAUUUGUUUGCAUCUUCACAUAGUUUUAGAUUUUACUUUUCCUGUGUAAUUUCCAACAAUUUAGAUGUGAACGUUUAACCAGUUAUACUUUUUUUCGGGUGUCUUUGCACUUGGAUUUAUUGAAAAAUGUAAUUUGGUUUCUGAUUAUGGUGGAAUGAAUCAUGCUUGUUCCAAGUUUUACUUGUUUUGGCUGAUUAAUCUAAUUAUACUUCUCGCUUAUACGUUCAUUGAUGAAAAUUAAUUUUGUGUUAUUCUGUCAGAGGGAGCUAAAGUAAAUCCAAGUAAAUUAGUUUAUUUGUUAGUUUAUAGCCCAUUUUUUCUGUCUAUUUCUUUUGUUUUGAAUACUUGCUACUUUUGUUAGUAGUGAUGCUUUACCUCUUCUAUCUGCAUGUUUAAAGCAUCUUUAAAGCCUUGGGGCCAUUUUCUGGUCUAAUUUAUUUCUAUGUUUGGCUUAGACACAUUCUGAGAACUCGAUUAGUAAAAGUGAAAAACGCUUAACGGGUGCACUUGAAUCAAUUAAUCUUGUAUUACUUGUCGCUGAUUGCUACGUAAUACAUUUCGAUACAUUAGAAUGUUUGGUAAAUUACUGAAAAGUCAGUGUUGUUUCUGUUUUCAGGAGAAGAUCAGACAUCCUUAGAGCACUCAGAUUGUUAGUUUCAAUUUUAAGCUACUGCAGCUUUAGUUUCUGACUGCUGGAGUGAAGAUGUAAUGCACGAGCAUCAAACCUGGUUCUAGAAGUGUAGAAACAUCUACGGACAUGGCACAUGUUUUAGGACAGGAGAGGAGCUCAGGACCACGACAAAAUGUGCAUGCUGUUAGAGAGAAAACUCCAUUGCCCUGGAUAGAAAAGGCUAUGCUGCUUCCGGGGAAGCACAGGGUUCGACAUUCUUUUAGCCAGCCAUACCAUGAUCGGGGAUUUGAUUUUACUGAGAAUGUGAGUGCUGAGAAAGUCCAGUCUAGAUCUUCAGGAAAUGAGCGAAAGCCUCGGGUUGAAGGCAGGGCAUGCGAUGAUAACGAACUUGUAAAGCACAUGUCGAAUUUACCUGGCUUUCUCCAGCAUGUGGAGAAGGACAACACUGUCCAAGACAAGGCUCUAAAUUUUGGUGUUCUUGACUGGACGCGUUUGGAGAAAUGGAAGUACACCGAACGUAUGCCUGGAAAACUUCCCAGGAAAGCUUCACCAACUAGGGAUUCAUUUGUUUCAGCAAGUGGAUUACCUAAAAUAAGUCUAAACUUGAAAAAUCCCUCUUCACGCACUCGUUACCCCAGUUUGUCACAUUCAGGCAAACAACCAGUUGCAGAUGGUCCACAUUUUAGUUCACCUCAGCAACAACAGCCUCCUCAGAGUUUAUAUGUCAAGUCAUCAAAGGAAGAAAGAAAUGGUAAAUUCAAGAAGGAAGAAGAAAUAAAUGGUAAAUACCAGAAGGAAGAAGAAUACGUUGAGUAUCUCAAACCUAAAGGAAAGGAAACAUGCAACCAAAAAUAUCACAUGGCAGAAAGUAUCAGGAUUGCGAGACAGCAAAACCAUUUUCAGCAGAUGGAGAAGUAUUCUGACCAAAUUUGUUCUGAAACAAGUGCAUACAAGAGCAAGAGGAAUCCUCAGAAAGAGAUGAUGUCAGAAAGGGAAGCUUCUUCUUCAUCAUCCAAGCAGAGGAAACAGAAGAUUGCUCUUCCUCUUUCACCUAACAAAGUUAAAGCUCACGGGAAGGAGAGCGAGAUGAGAUUUGAUGAAGUGAAAGUUACCUCUAAAUGUCCCCCGGCAAAGCCACAAAAUAUUGUGCUUCUCGUUCCCAAAGAUUUCCAAGAAAAAAGUUGCUCAGAAAAUUCUCAGGUUACAGAAUCCAGGACUUCCCUUGAUGCACAAUUAUUAGCAGUGACAGGGAACAGAUUGUCUGAUUUCUGUUCUCCUCAGGAGCUGUAUUCUGGAGGAUACUCUGCUGAUAUUCCUCAUUCUUGUCCUCUUCCAUCAAGUGCCAUGGAGCCGCAUGACUUGUUAGCUUCUCAUGCAACUGAUGCAGAUAUUUGCCCAAAGGCAGAUUCUACCACCUACACAUCUGAAGCGAAAUUUUCGAAUAUGAUUGAAGAAACUAUUAGGCCCUCAGCUUUUAUUGAGGCUUCCAGUAGAAAACAAGCUGGCGAUGGUGAACAGCCCACUGCCAAAGGAAGAUCUCCCUCCCCUACACGUCGGUUCAGCUUUAACCUGGGAAGGAUGGGCAGAAGUUUGAGCUUUAAGGAAAGCUCAGCAGUUCCACAGUUGAGUUCUACAUAUACUCCUGUAAAAUCUGGCCCAGUGAGGUCUGUAGAUGCCCAUAGCAUGGAUAGCUUUGAUAGGGAUCAGGCAAAUUCCAGUAGCAAAGCAAGGUCCAGCCCUUUAAGGAGAUUGCUGGACCCAUUGCUCAGGCAUAAAACAGGCAGUGAUGCUGUUCGGCCAUUAAAUGGAAGCUUACGCUCCGUGGCAGCCAGUCCCACAGGCAUCAAAGGACCACCUCAAGAUAGGAAGCCUGAUGCAUCAACUUUUCAGGCUCUUUUGCAACUCACUUUCAAGAAUGGACUACCUUUCUUUAGACUAGUGGUGGAGAACAGGAAGGACAUGCUAGCUGCUGCUGUGAAGAGAUUGCCAACUUCUGAAAAGGUUGAUCCUUGCAUGAUUUACUCGUUCUACUCCGUUCAUGAGAUUAAGAAAAAGAGCAUGAACUGGAUUAGUCAUGGGUCAAAGAGUAAAACUUGUAGCCUUGGCUAUAGUAUAAUUGGUCAGAUGAAGAUUUCAAACAUUUAUCAUCUGAAAGCAAACAGAGGGGAUACUGGUGAAUGUGAUGCAAGGGAAUGCGUCCUGUACGGUGUUGAUCCAGGGGAGGUAGACAAGCAGAUGCUUGCAUUUGUACCUAACAAGGAGAUUGCAGCGAUUGUAGUGAAAGACUCUAGCAAAAGGGUGGAUGGUGGAGAGUUUAUAGAUAAGAACCAACGGUACGAAGGGAGGAAUUUUCCACGGCUUGUGUCCCCAGCAACAUCAGAAAGCCAGGAAAAAGCAAACUCUAAUGGCACAGUAGUCAUCCUUCCUGGCGCAGUUCACGGUCUACCUAUCAAAGGCGCACCUUCCUCAUUAAUUAAUCGAUGGAGAUCUGGCGGAUCGUGUGAUUGUGGAGGAUGGGACGUCGGCUGCAAGCUGCGGGUACUUGCUGACAGCAGAAAAAGCAGCAACAGCAUUCAGGAAUCGACAACAUCUAGCUCUGUUGAUCACGUUAAUCUUUUCAUGCAGGGUGGAGAGCAGAAGGGCAGGCCUGUUUUCAGCUUGAAACCAUUCAGCGAUGAGUUCUACUCUAUCGAAAUGGAUCCAUCGAUUUCUCUGUUGGAGGCGUUUGCCACGAGUGUAGCGUAUCUGACUAGCCGGAAAAUCCCUGAAAUUAUAGAUGGCAAAGGUGAGUCAGAAGCAGAACAUGUUCCAGGAGCUGAUAAUAGAAGGAAAACGGCAUCGACAUCGUUUAAAGAACAAAUCCCUGCAAAGUACGUUACGUGCCCGCCCUUGUCUCCAGUUGGAAGGAUUUAGGAAUGGAGAUUUUGUUUUUGAAGUUGUUAGGGCCACCAUCUGUAUCUCGAAGAGAGAGAGUAUGUUGGCAUUAUCGUUUGGUUUAUAUCAGUUUAGAUUGGAGGAGGAAAACGGUGAUGACUAAUAUUGUAAAGCUAUCUGCUGAUGCAGAAAACAUAUAUCACACUCUGUAAAUUUUGUUUAUCAACUCAUCUUAAUAAGUCAAGUCUUAUUCUGCUGC
Salvia miltiorrhiza (redroot sage) is the source of this 4374-nucleotide messenger RNA. RefSeq lists its product as uncharacterized. NCBI's taxonomy places the organism in Eukaryota, Viridiplantae, Streptophyta, Magnoliopsida, Lamiales, Lamiaceae. The record is from RefSeq and is a predicted model, not a curated record. Bases 1368 to 4154 code for a protein of 928 amino acids. The transcript has 3 exons.